UCAUUGGUUUGCUUGCUUUUUGCAAAGUAUCAGAAGUAGAAUUGUUCGUAAUUGUCGCUCACUCGAGCCGAGUAGAAGUGUCCUAGUAGAAACCACCCAAGGCAGGAAGUUCUAGCAGGAGCUAAGUUUCCCAGCAGAAUACACAGCAGCGCAGUGAAGUGUUCUGACAAACGAGCUCAGCAGUCACAGUUCGUGGUCGAAUUUUUAAAAGCAAAAAGAAAAGGAUAUCCUUGCCGGUUGGACUCGAUUCGAGAGUAGAGCAUUAGACGUGACAAUUCCGCCGAAACUGCAAUUUCGCCAGUGUGUUUGAACAAACUCCCCAGUGAAAGGCGCCGCAUACUUUGCAAAAGUUUUUCUGAACGAAAAAUAAAAACGCGAGCAAUAACAACAAGUAAAAUAGGCAGUGGUUUUUUGUCGGGUGAAUCGAAAAACGUGCAUCUUUCGAAUAGUACCAGAAAAAUUCAACAGAAAUCCCAGUCAACCAGACAGAGUGCAAUGAUGGCCGUUGCUGCUGCUCAGAAGAACCGUGAAAUGUUCGCCAUCAAGAAGUCCUACAGUAUUGAGAAUGGUUACCCAUCCCGCCGUCGCUCUCUGGUGGACGACGCCCGUUUUGAGACCAUCGUUGUCAAGCAGACCAAACAAACCGUUCUGGACGAGGCCCGAACAAAGGCCAACGAUUCUUGUUUGGAAAACUCCGUUCUACAGGCCCAAGAACAGCAUCCACAAGUAGACGAACUUUCAUACGAACCGGAAGUGAACCGAUCCAGUAAUGACCAGGAUGAUGAAAAUGACGCUGGCCUAACGGAGGAAGAAGUUGUGCUGCAAAAUGCCGCUUCCGAAUCGCCCGAGGCCGAGAAGGAGGUUGUUCGGGCCGCCGUCGUAGUCCAUCUGCGCGAUGGCAUGGGCUCACUGGGGCGUAUCCUGAAGGCGGUUGAAACGUUCCACGGCACCGUCGCCCACCUGGAGUCGCGUCAGUCGCGCAGCGAGGGUGUCCUGUUCGAUGUGCUCAUCAAGGUCGACAUGGCCCGUGCCAAUCUGUUGCAGCUGAUCCGUUCGCUGCGACAGACAUCCUCAUUCGGCAGCGUUAGUGUGCUGUCGGAGAAUAACGUCAACGUGAAGGCACCGUGGUUCCCGAAGCACGCUUCCGAGCUGGACAACUGCAAUCACCUGAUGACCAAGUACGAACCGGAUCUGGACAUGAACCAUCCCGGUUUCGCGGAUCAGGUAUACCGCGCCCGUCGGAAGGAGAUUGCCGAAAUCGCCUUCAGCUACAAGUUCGGAGAUCCAAUUCCUCACAUCGACUACACCGAAACCGAGAACAAGACCUGGUCGGCGGUGUUCAGCCGCGUCAAGGAACUAAUGCAGAAGCACGCAUGCAGCGAGUACAUUGUCGUAUUCAAGAAACUGGAAGAGGAAAAGAUCUUCGUUAGUCACCGCAUUCCACAGCUGCAGGAGAUGAGCGAUUUCCUGCGCAGAAGCACCGGUUUCACGCUACGUCCGGCGGCCGGACUACUGACCGCUCGGGACUUCCUGGCGUCGCUAGCCUUCCGCAUCUUCCAGAGCACACAGUACGUGCGACACAUCAACUCGCCAUACCACACACCGGAACCCGAUUGCAUCCACGAGUUGCUAGGCCACAUGCCGCUGCUGGCCGAUCCAAGCUUUGCUCAAUUCUCGCAAGAAAUCGGAUUAGCCUCGCUGGGAGCAUCGGAUGAAGAAAUUGAAAAGCUGUCCACGGUCUACUGGUUUACCGUCGAAUUCGGUCUAUGCAAGGAGAAGAAUGAGGUCAAGGCCUACGGUGCCGGUCUACUGUCCGCUUACGGAGAACUGCUGCAUGCCAUCAGUGACAAGCCCGAGCACCGCCCAUUCGACCCGGCCAGUACCGCUGUCCAGCCGUACCAGGAUCAGGAAUAUCAGCCCAUCUACUAUGUGGCCGAAAGUUUCGAAGAUGCCAAGGAAAAGUUCAGACGCUGGGUCUCGACUAUGUCCCGUCCGUUCGAGGUGCGCUUCAACCCACACACCGAGCGUGUGGAAGUGCUCGACUCCGUCGAUAAGCUCGAAACCCUCGUAUCACAGCUCAACACCGAACUCCUGCAUCUGACGAACGCGAUCGCCAAGCUGCGACAACCGUUCUGCUAAGUUCCAAUUGAAGAUAGCUUCCAUCAGGCAGGGCGCCUACGGACUCUUGCCCAGAUCCGUUAGCGUUCCGAACAUCGCUACGAUCUAGGACCAAGAACAAGCAACGCCUGAGGGCGUGCUGCAUACACACAGCCAACUACGAUCGACAAUAUUCGCAACUGUAUUACACCUUACACACCACCACGUGGGUCUGGCUGCAAAACAAUUGCAACAGGACAAUUAACAGUAUUUUGCUAUAUGCUCACCCAUCCUAGGACGCUAGGAUGUUUGCACUUCCGAGUCCUACAGUAGAAACAUCACAAACCUCGAAGCAGCUAACGUUCAUAUUUUCCGGAGAAUAUGAACGCCCCCCGCACAGCAGGAGCAACCCCCGCAAGAUCGAUCGUUUAGAUCCUCGAAGCACUUCCAGGCCAAACUUUUGGAAAACGAACAAAAUUUCGCGUUCUGAAUGUGUUAAAAAAAACCAGCGAAAUUUUUAACCGCGCCAAAUUUAGAGUCCUAAGCCCCUGCUGCAUCCCACCCCCCGUCCCUGAGCCCCGUUUCAACAUGUCCCUAUUGUACGUCGUUCAUUGUAGAGUAGGAAUAUUGUUUGUUUAGGAAGCCUAUCUUUUAUUUAAAGAUCCUAACUUAAGUAUUAUUUACUAUUUAAACUAGGGUAAACUUAAAUUAUUCCACACUUCAUUUUUUUGUGCUAGAACGUGUUGCAGCUUCUUCUCUCAGACCGGUUAGGGCACCUUAUAUACAUAUACGGCAGGAAACCGAGCCGAGUUUCUUGACUAGUAGGAUAGGGAUCUGGUUAUUAUUGAAUGCUUCUACUUUCGCAAAAGAGUGACUGCUUUUGUGACAAAACACGACCGGGAAAGAUGAUUAGUGAUCAGAUUCGUUACUUUCCUACCAAAGAGCGAUUCGGAUGUAGGCUUCCCCAGACAGACUAGGCAGAAAGGUUGCGCGCUUUGAUAUUGGGGAAAAAUUAAGACAAAAAGCCAGCCUGCGACCAACAUUCCUCGAAUGUCGUUUAUUUCACGUUUUUUUUAUUAUUUUUUAUUAUGUGAAAAACAUAUAUUUAUAUUUAUACAAUUAUGCACCCGCGUAAGCAAGCAAUUACCAAGACGAAAGUGUAAUGUACAUUUUAGAAAAAAAAAUCACUGAUUAAAAUUCACCCUUACAAAAAAACCUAUAAAUUGCUAUCUCUCUAUCAGAGUUUUAAACAAAAAACUGCAAUCACAUAGUAGGUGUCUAAGCUACUAAGCGUUAAAAAGCAACAUUCUACAUAGAAGCAACAAACGUAUGUGUCUGCGAUAUUGUGUAAGAUUUUAAGAUGAGCGUUAUUUUAUCCUGACGAUUGAUUGUAAGUACGCCAGCAAGCAAACAAAGCGAAUGCCGAUUUAUGAUGAUGAGAAAACUAACUAAUGAAUGAGUCAAAUAAUCAGUAUAGAGAAAAAAUGAUAACGCAAAGUUUUGUUUUCGUAAAUAUUUCCAUUUCCCUCCAUCUGUGUAACACAAAAACAAACAAAAAAAGCUGUGAGACCGUUUCGGAUGAUCUCCGCUUUUCUUCCGUCGUUGAAGAAAGCACAAAAAACUGCAAAUACACCACUUUCAUGUUGCUAAAUUUUUCUGCCAAUUUUAUGUUUCGAUACUCACUAGUUGUUCAAAUAAUAUAAACGAAAAUAUGUAAAGUAAAGAUAAUCAGUGAAAUGUUCCACAGGUGAAGCUUGAAUGAGUCAAAGUAUUUACGCUGAUUGUUGAGCCAUUGUACGAAAGAUAUUUUGAGUAAUAUAGAAGCAAAAAGUAGAAUGAA
Messenger RNA from Topomyia yanbarensis, 3937 nucleotides. It is a transcript of the gene ple, whose product is annotated as tyrosine 3-monooxygenase. The record is from RefSeq and is a predicted model, not a curated record. Gene Ontology annotation, molecular function: tyrosine 3-monooxygenase activity; iron ion binding. Lineage: Eukaryota; Metazoa; Arthropoda; Insecta; Diptera; Culicidae. The coding region runs from base 496 to 2139 and encodes 547 amino acids. The transcript is spliced from 8 exons. Gene Ontology annotation, biological process: dopamine biosynthetic process from tyrosine. Gene Ontology annotation, cellular component: cytoplasm; axon; perikaryon.